UUCAUCCACCGACACAAUACACCAUAUCAUCAUCACCACAAUCAUAUUCCUUUCCUUUCCCCUCCCCAACUGCCACAAACAGACUCCUCUUUCUCCCACUCAAGACUCUCUCACACACACACACAUUGCUUUAAACUUUAAACAAACUAAACCAAAAUCAAACACUUUCACUUUCUUUGCUUUCAUUCAAAUUCAACUCAAUUCGUGUCGAACUCGAAUCUAAGGAAUCGGCAUUCGCGUUUAUUUGGGCGCGGUGGCAAAAUGGAGAGAGAUUCGUCUUCGUCAGACGAAGACGACGAUCGCCAGAACCUGAUCGAGCAAAACGACACCAAGCACCAUUAUUCUCCUCCACCAACUCAAGAUCAACAUCAACCUCCUUCUACAUUCCACAUUAGUGUCAACGAUUUCCACUCAGCCACAAUACGGCGGCGUUUCCUCCAUUUCCUCCACAACAAAAGGUGCCUCUUCGCCAUUCUCCUCCCUCUCCUCAUCCUCAUUCUCUUUUUCUCCACCGACCUCCGCCACCUCUUCUCCUUCUCCUCCCCCAACUCCGAUCUCCGUCUCGACUCCCUCUCCUCUCGCGAUCGCAUGCGCGAAUCCGAGCUUCAAGCUCUCUAUUUGCUCAAACAACAACAAUUAGGGCUUUUCACUUUGUGGAACCACACUCACACUCUCACUCUCCCUCAAUCUAACUCCAAUUCCACUUCCAUUUCCAAUUACUCCCAAUCUGACCUUAAUCGCGCCGUGCUCAACCAGAUUUCAUUGAACAGACAAAUUCAACAAGUUCUCUUAUCGCCACACCGCACCGGCAACUCCUCCGAACCCAUCGAUGUUUCCGAUCCUCGUUUCGGGUUCGACACGUGUGCCAAGGUGGGUCAGAAGAACAAGAACGAGCGAAGAACCAUUGAAUGGAAACCGAAACCGAAUAAAUACUUGUUUGCGAUUUGCUUAUCGGGGCAAAUGUCCAACCAUUUGAUCUGCUUGGAGAAGCACAUGUUCUUCGCUGCUUUGCUUAACCGGGUUUUGGUCAUUCCCAGCUCCAAAUUCGAUUACCAAUACGAUAGGGUAUUGGAUUUCGAUCAUAUAAAUAAAUGCCUUGGACGAAAGGUGAUCAUUUCGUUUGAAGAUUUAUUAGAGGCAAAGAAGAAUCACUUGCAUGUAGAUAGGUUAUUUUGUUAUUUUUCGCUGCCUCAGCCUUGUUAUUUGGAUGAGGAACACAUCAAAAAGCUCAAAUCUAUAGGGGUUUCGAUGGGGAAGCCUGAACCCAUUUGGAAAGAGGAUAUUAGGAACCCCAAUAAGAGGACUGUGCAAGAUGUAGAGUCCAAAUUCUCAUCGGAUGAGGAUGUGAUUGCAAUCGGGGAUGUUUUCUAUGCGAAUUUGGAGCAAGAUUGGGUAAUGCAGCCUGGUGGUCCCAUUGCUCAUCAGUGCAAGACGCUGAUCGAACCCAGUCGGCUUAUUAUGCUCACUGCCCAGCGUUUUGUUCAGACUUUCUUGGGAAAAAACUUCGUUGCUCUACAUUUCCGGAGACAUGGGUUUUUGAAGUUCUGCAAUGUCAAAACGCACAGUUGCUUUUUCCCCAUUCCCCAAGCUGCAGACUGCAUCACCCGAGUAGUUGAAAAAGCCAGUGCACCGGUCAUAUAUCUCUCAACUGAUGCAGCAGAAAGUGAAACUAGUUUGCUGCAGUCGCUAGUUGUGCUGAACGGAAAGGCUGUACCACUUGUUAAAAGGCCUCCUCGUAAUUCAGCUGAAAAAUGGGAUGCUUUGUUAUACAGACAUGGCCUUGAGGGUGACUCUCAGGUGGAAGCUAUGCUGGAUAAGACAAUCUGUGCCAUGUCAAGCGUGUUCAUAGGAGCCCCUGGGUCCACUUUCACAGAGGACAUCUUGCGACUCCGGAAGGAUUGGGGGUCGGCAUCUAUGUGUGAUGAGUACCUCUGCCAAGGUGAAGAGCCAAACUUUAUAGCAGAUAAUGAAUGAAAGAAGAUACAGAAAUUGAGUGAUGUAUUGUGAAUUAAGAGGCCAUUUGUGUAUACACCUAUUUAGAUAGUUGGUUCAAAAUUUGUUAUUCUAGUGUAUGAUAAUAGCACUUUUGAUCUAUUUGAUCUUUUAACCUUGGCUGAGUAUGAUUUCUGCGGUGUACAUGGUGCUUAUGAAUCUAAGUUCCUGUCUGGGUGUAAACUA
Messenger RNA from Quercus robur (English oak), 2178 nucleotides. RefSeq names its product O-fucosyltransferase 36. The record is from RefSeq and is a predicted model, not a curated record. Lineage: Eukaryota; Viridiplantae; Streptophyta; Magnoliopsida; Fagales; Fagaceae. Gene Ontology annotation, molecular function: peptide-O-fucosyltransferase activity. Gene Ontology annotation, biological process: protein O-linked glycosylation via fucose. Bases 262 to 1974 code for a protein of 570 amino acids. The transcript is spliced from 3 exons.